AUGCCGCGCUCCUUUCUCGUCAAGACGCACUCCAGCCACAGGAUCCCCAACUACCGGCAGCUGGAGACGCAACGAGAAGCCAAUGGCCCCUGCUGGACCUGCGGGGGGCUGGUGGUGCCCCUCCUCCCUGCUCUCGAUGACACACCCCAGCCCCAGGGCUGCGCCCCCGUCAUCUCCCGCCUCCCCCUGCCUCGUCUGCACCAUGGUGAAGCUUGGACAGCCUCAAGCCCUGUCUCCCCAGGGGUCAGUCUGGUGGACCCAGAGGCUGGCCAGGUGCCCAGCACCCCACUCAGAGACAGCCUGAACCACCCCAACCUGCCCCCAGUUCUGCUGCUGCCAAAACAGUGGUCGCUGCCCCCGGGCCCGGGCCAGGAAGAACCAGACAGACCAUGUGGGGCUGUGGGGACGGCCCAGCCACCUGGCUGCCCCGAGUGCCUGCGGUUGCCCCACCCCACAACCAGGCUAACUGCACACAGGCAGCUGCCCCGCCACCUGCAGAUGAGACGCUGCUUCAGCUGCAAACACUGCACCAAGGAGUACAGCAGCCUGGGUGCCCUCAAGAUGCACCUGCGGACCCACACGCUGCCUUGCAUCUGCGCGCUCUGCGGGAAGGCCUUCUCCCGGCCCUGGCUGCUACAGGGCCACAUCCGCACCCACACAGGUGAGAAGCCCUACACCUGUCCACACUGCAGCAGGGCCUUCGCCGACCGCUCCAACCUCCGGGCACACCUGCAGACUCACUCAGACCUCAAGAGGUACCAGUGCAAGGUAUGCACCAAGACCUUCGCCCGCGUGUGCCUCCUGCUCCGCCAUGAGGAAUCUGGAUGCUGCCCUGGGUCCUGA
Elephantulus edwardii (Cape elephant shrew) is the source of this 843-nucleotide messenger RNA. RefSeq names its product snail family zinc finger 3 (gene SNAI3). The coding region runs from base 1 to 843 and encodes 280 amino acids. The record is from RefSeq and is a predicted model, not a curated record. Lineage: Eukaryota; Metazoa; Chordata; Mammalia; Macroscelidea; Macroscelididae. Gene Ontology annotation, biological process: regulation of DNA-templated transcription. Gene Ontology annotation, molecular function: RNA polymerase II cis-regulatory region sequence-specific DNA binding; DNA-binding transcription factor activity, RNA polymerase II-specific. The transcript has 3 exons.